GUAGGUGGCGGUAAUGCACCUUUGAGAUGAGUUGCCGACCGCCAUUAAACCUGAAAGAAGAAGAAGAAGAAUCAUUUUUUUUAACAAUUGUAAACUUAAACACUUACACUUAACUAAUAAUGGAUUGUCAGAUUUUAGUGUACUUUAUUAGCAGUUUAUCAUGUUGUUGUGAAACCGGUCAUAUGUAGCGAUACUUGUUUAUCUCUUCUCGACGCAGCAGGGUAACGUUAUCCUAGUGGGGAGCGGCGUUGCAGUCUGAAUGUAUUUGUGCUGUAUCAGCUUACAGUUGUUCCCCCCCAAAUCCGCAUCGUUUUAAAGUUGUUUUAGUUUGAUUUUAAAAACUGCUGCCCUAGAGAUGGCAUCGGCAACGACGACUGAUCCGGGUUUUAAUCCCGGAGCUAUAGGGUUACCAGAGUCUGUAGUCCCCGCUAGCAUGUUUGCUCCAGCCCGGGGAUGCGGCGAUGAUGACGGGGCAGAGUGCUUCGAGGACGGGGAGAUGUUCAACGGUGAGACCGUGGAUCUCGGCAUAGACUUCUCCAGCAAGCUAGCCCUGGUCAGUCCCAAUGGGGAACAGUAUGACUUAUUACUACGGCAACUGCGUGAGAGGAUGGACGAGGGCUGCGGGGAGACCAUCUAUGUGUUGGGGGUGGGUUCAGAUGGAGGAGACUAUGGUUUGAAUGAGAGUGAUAUGCAGGCGUCUGUGGCCACAGUAAGGUCCAUGUGUGAGCAGAUCGAGGCAGACCUCAUCCUGUUGAGAGAGCGUACUGAAGCUGGUGGCCAGGUCAGAGAUUACCUUAUUCGCCGUCGGGUGGGAGAAGCUGACUUCCUGGAGGUUAGGGUGGCUGUAGUGGGGAAUGUGGACGCCGGUAAGAGCACUCUGCUGGGUGUGCUGACUCAUGGAGAGUUGGAUAAUGGACGUGGCUUUGCACGACAGAAGCUCUUCAGGCACAAGCAUGAAAUGGAGAGUGGCCGCACCAGCAGCGUGGGCAACGACAUCCUGGGAUUUGAUCAAGAAGGCCAGGUAGUCAACAAACCUGACAGUCACGGAGGCAGCCUGGAUUGGACCAAGAUCUGUGAGAAGUCUUCUAAAGUCAUUACCUUUAUUGACCUUGCUGGCCAUGAGAAGUACCUCAAGACAACUGUGUUUGGAAUGACCGGCCAUCUGCCUGAUUUCUGCAUGCUGAUGAUUGGAAGUAAUGCAGGAAUUGUUGGCAUGACCAAAGAGCACCUGGGUUUGGCAUUAGCUCUCAAUGUUCCCGUCUUUGUGGUGGUUACUAAGAUUGACAUGUGUCCAGCUAAUAUUCUUCAAGAGACCUUGAAGCUCCUGCAGAAGAUAUUAAAGUCUCCAGGCUGCAGAAAGAUCCCUGUCCUAGUCCAGAACAAAGAUGAUGUCAUCGUCACGGCAUCCAAUUUCAGUUCUGAGAGAAUAUGUCCCAUUUUCCAGAUCUCUAACGUCACAGGGGAGAACAUGGACCUGCUGAAGAUGUUCCUGAACCUGCUCUCCUCCAGAAGCUCAUUUAAAGACCAUGAGCCUGCUGAGUUCCAGAUAGAUGACACCUAUUCAGUACCUGGUGUAGGAACAGUAGUGUCUGGGACCACGCUACGAGGGCUGAUCCGACUCAAUGACACUUUGCUUCUUGGACCAGACCCUUUGGGUGCUUUCCUACCCAUCACUGUCAAAUCCAUUCACCGCAAGAGGAUGCCUGUAAAAGAGGUCCGGGGUGGACAGACGGCCUCUUUUGCUCUGAAAAAGUUGCUCUUGUCAACAAAUAAUCAGCCGUCAAACUCUAAACCUCCCCAAAUCAAGAUGCAGUCAACAAAGAAAGCCCCGGCUAGAAGAGAGGAUGGAGUGGCCCCGUCCAGUGAGGAGAGCGCUAGCACAGGAUCACCAGCCGCUCAGCAAAGUGUACCACAGCAGACAGAAAUGGAGGAAGACCCUCAAAACAAAGAGAACAAGCCAAAGUCUGGAGGCAGAAGACGAGGAGGUCAGCGGCACAAAGGCAAACCUCAAAGUAACUCCACAGUGACCCUCGCUGGUGCGGUCGGGGGCUGCUAAACUCCUUUCAAGAGUCCAGUUCACCCUCCAUGUUUACUCGCGCCUUUUACCUGCCCACAUGGACCAGACCACUUUGAUGACGAGGCUUAAGAGUUCACAGAACCAACAUGCACAUUGUUUUGUGAAUUCUAAUUUAUUAUAAGAUAUGCGUGUGUUUGUAGACUGUACAUACCGUAGAUACUGAGACUAUAGGACACAUACUGCAUGGUGGUUCUGUUUUGGCUGUAAAUGUCAACUUCAGGAUAAACUUGACUGAACAUGA
Molecule: messenger RNA, 2318 nt
Organism: Sinocyclocheilus anshuiensis
Lineage: Eukaryota; Metazoa; Chordata; Actinopteri; Cypriniformes; Cyprinidae
Product: GTP-binding protein 1-like
Exons: 11
Coding region: 356-2056 (566 amino acids)
Biological process (GO): translational elongation
Molecular function (GO): GTP binding; GTPase activity; translation elongation factor activity
Source: RefSeq, a predicted model, not a curated record